GUGAGUUAAGCCAGAUGAGAUUUUCCGCAUUCCAAUGUCGGCAGCACGCUAUCUGGAUUCCGUUGUCUCCUUUAUAAACCUCAAAAUUCCAUUUCAUUUCAUUUCAUUCUCCACCCACCCCCACCUGAACUCCAGUACUCCGGCGAUCACUCACCAAUCUCCGCCCAAUGGCGCUCCGUACAGCGAUCACCAAACGAAUGAUAACAUCACACGGCUCACGAUCCAUAUCAUCGUGGUGGAAACACGUUGAGCCUGCGCCCAAAGACCCUAUCCUCGGUGUCACCGAAGCUUUUCUAGCGGAUCCUCAUCCUGACAAAGUUAAUGUUGGCGUCGGAGCUUAUCGUGAUGAUAACGGGAAGCCGGUUGUUCUUGAUUGUGUUAGAGAAGCUGAGAGACGAAUUGCUGGAAACUUGAACAUGGAAUAUCUUCCAAUGGGAGGAAGCAACAAAAUGGUUGAGGAAACACUGAAAUUGGCCUACGGUGACGAUUCUGAUUUAAUCAAAGAUAAACGAAUUGCAGCAAUACAAGCUCUAUCUGGCACUGGUGCAUGCCGAAUUUUCGCAGAUUUUCAAAAGCGGUUUUCGCCUGAUUCUCAGAUCUAUAUUCCAGUCCCUACCUGGUCCAAUCACCAUAACAUCUGGAGAGAUGCUAAUGUACCACAAAGAACAUUCCAUUAUUAUCAUCCGGAAUCAAAAGGUCUUGAUUUCGCCUCGCUGAUGGAUGAUGUUAAGAAUGCACCAAACGGGUCGUUCUUUUUGCUGCAUGCUUGUGCACAUAAUCCUACUGGAGUUGACCCCACGGUAGAACAAUGGAAAGAAAUAUCUUACCAGUUUAAGGUGAAAGGUCAUUUUGCUUUCUUUGACAUGGCCUAUCAAGGAUUUGCAAGUGGUGAUCCAGAAAGAGAUGCAAAAUCCAUUAGAAUUUUUCUUGAAGAUGGUCAUUUAAUUGGAUGUUCUCAAUCAUACGCUAAAAAUAUGGGUCUUUAUGGCCAAAGAGUUGGCUGCCUUAGUUUGGUAUGUGAAGAUGAGAAACAAGCUGUGGCUGUGAAGAGUCAACUACAGCAACUUGCAAGACCGAUGUACAGUAAUCCACCAGUUCAUGGUGCACUGAUUGUUUCGACUAUUCUUGGUGAUCCAGAUUUGAAGCAGUUGUGGCUCAAAGAAGUCAAGGGUAUGGCUGACCGUAUAAUCGGGAUGAGAACUUCACUUAGGGAAAACAUCGAGAAGUUGGGCUCUCCGUUAUCAUGGGAACACAUAACUAAUCAGAUUGGCAUGUUCUGCUACAGUGGGAUGACUCCUGAACAAGUUGAUCGCUUGACAAAAGAGUUUCACAUUUACAUGACCCGCAAUGGUCGUAUUAGUAUGGCAGGGGUCACAAGUGGCAAUGUUGAAUACUUGGCAAAAGCCAUCCAUGAAGUUACAAAAGCUGCUUAAAGUUCAGAUAAUACUUUCUGGGGAUUUGGCUAAAACGCGCAUCCUCGUAUUUUCCUUUGAAUUAUUUAAACUAUAAAGAAAAUAAAUAGAUUAAGUUCUAAUUGUUGUAGCGAGUCGUGCUUCUUGUUUUGCUAAUUGUUAUGAUAGGACUUAAAAAACUGUAUACGGGUAGCUGUUAAAGCUGCUCACAUUGUUUGAAUAAUACAAAAUUGUUUUUCUGAAUA
Molecule: messenger RNA, 1657 nt
Organism: Helianthus annuus (common sunflower)
Lineage: Eukaryota; Viridiplantae; Streptophyta; Magnoliopsida; Asterales; Asteraceae
Product: aspartate aminotransferase, mitochondrial
Exons: 10
Coding region: 168-1433 (421 amino acids)
Biological process (GO): biosynthetic process; amino acid metabolic process
Cellular component (GO): mitochondrion
Molecular function (GO): pyridoxal phosphate binding; L-aspartate:2-oxoglutarate transaminase activity
Source: RefSeq, a predicted model, not a curated record